Molecule: messenger RNA, 628 nt
Organism: Glycine soja
Lineage: Eukaryota; Viridiplantae; Streptophyta; Magnoliopsida; Fabales; Fabaceae
Exons: 1
Coding region: 154-396 (80 amino acids)
Source: RefSeq, a predicted model, not a curated record
GACCCUUAAUGCACUUGGAUAUAUAGUUGGUUAAUUUCAUGAUCAACUACUAGUAGAAGCGUCUAUCACUAUAAAAAGCAUUGAAUUUGGUCUCUAUAGCCUUAAACACCCUUAUAUCUUAUUGAUCAUCACUUCCUUUCCCUCAAAAUUCUAAUGGAUGGGAACAACUACAAUUCCUGGGCUGAUCAGUGGGAUGAUGGGCCAGACCCUGUGAUGGUUGGUUCCAAUAACAAAAACAGCAACGACAACACCGCCAAAUACAAGCAAAAGCUCGGUGAGGGUUUUGGCAAGACCAAAGCAGUGGCCUCCACCGGUGUGAAGAAGUUGAAGGAUGGUACCUCCGUUGGCCUCCACUGGAUCAAGACCAAGUAUUCCAAAGCCACACAGAAACAUUGAUUGUAAACUACAUGCUACUUUCAGUUUUUUGUUUUUCUUUAUUCGUGUCUAUGUCUUCAGUUUGGCCUUUGAAUUCCUUUAUUCUUGGUAGUGUGUAAUUAAGUAUAUGUGAUCCAUGUAUAUGGUGUAUCUGUAUUAGUUUCAUAGUUGUUAUGUUAAGUUUAAUUAUAUAUGUUAGCUUACACAUUAUUUUCUACGUCAUCCGUCUUUAAGACUCAAAGAUUGCAUUUAA